Molecule: messenger RNA, 1738 nt
Organism: Adelges cooleyi (spruce gall adelgid)
Lineage: Eukaryota; Metazoa; Arthropoda; Insecta; Hemiptera; Adelgidae
Gene: Rab10
Product: ras-related protein Rab-10
Exons: 4
Coding region: 323-925 (200 amino acids)
Biological process (GO): cellular response to insulin stimulus
Cellular component (GO): recycling endosome; Golgi apparatus; insulin-responsive compartment
Molecular function (GO): GTP binding; GTPase activity
Source: RefSeq, a predicted model, not a curated record
AUAUUUUAUUACGGUACAAUGCGAUCUUCCGUUCAGCCGUGCGUUCUAACUUCUAUUCGUAUUCCGUGCCAGUCGUAUCCGUCAGCCUCUUAAGUUGUGUAGUCGUUUAUCCGUAACUAGUAAUAUUUUCGGGCUAAUAAAAAUAAAUAAACUUAAAAAAAAAAACACGUAAACGUGCCAAAAAAAUUUAAUAAACAAAUAUUACGAGUCCGCGGUCCGUGCGAAAAUUUCCCGUCGACAUAAACAACCCAACGGGUACUAUAAAAUAGUUUAAUCGUAAACUCUUUUUACACACCCACACGACGACCGACACCGUUCAGACAUGGCAAAGAAGACGUACGAUCUGCUGUUCAAACUGUUGCUGAUCGGCGAUUCGGGCGUGGGCAAGACUUGUAUACUGUUCAGGUUUUCGGAUGACGCGUUCACCACGACGUUCAUAUCGACAAUCGGAAUUGAUUUCAAAAUUAAAACUGUUGAACUCCAAGGAAAGAAAAUUAAACUUCAAAUAUGGGAUACGGCCGGUCAGGAGAGAUUCCAUACAAUAACAACUUCGUACUAUCGGGGAGCUAUGGGUAUAAUGUUGGUGUACGACAUAACAAAUGAAAAAAGUUUUGAGAAUAUAGUAAAAUGGUUACGUAACAUAAAUGAGCACGCCAAUGAAGAUGUAGAAAAAAUGAUUUUGGGAAACAAAUGUGAUAUGGAAGACAAGCGUGUCGUGAGUAAGGCACGUGGGGAGGGUAUUGCCCGGGAACACGGAAUAUCAUUCUUGGAGACGUCUGCAAAAGCCAAUAUCAAUAUUGAAAAGGCAUUUACGGACCUCACAUUGUCAAUAUUAAACAAAACGCCUGGUCGUGAGCCAACAGACGUACCGGAAAAAAUCAACAUAGAUAGAAAAUCAGAUAGAUUGUCAAACCGUUGUUGUUGAGUUAGGCCGACGAUUAAGACAAUUUUAAAGUAGAUUUUAUUGACGGAUAUUUUAUAAAACAUCUCGAGACGCAGUUUUGCUAAGCUCUAAUAUGUUUAUAUAUAUUGUGUACCUUUAUAUAAUUUUAAUUAGAUAAUUUGAUUUUAAACCGUUCAAGUAGAUACAGUUUUUCAAAUUCUAAAACCAUGCUUAGCAAAAUUGUCGUCUGUAAAUCUGUUCCUUAUCGUAUAAAAAUAAAUGUAAAUAUUUAUGUUACCAUUAAUAAUAAUUUUAAAAUACCUAAUGCAAAUCAUGACGUCACCAUUAUAUUUACCUUAAAAAACGCAAAGGGCAAUUAAUAUUCAUUGGCUUUUAAUGGAACAAUUUUAUUAGUUGUUGUCCGGUGGAAGUUUUUUUUUUAAUACUUUAUUAUUAUUAUUUUUAACUAUUUUUUUCUACAAUAAAAUUGUGUCCCUGUUGGCCAAAUUUAAUGAAAACCGAGUGAGCUCGUAGGGUUGUUAUAAUCUGUAAGCUUACAGCUCCUAAGCUCAGUGUUGUAAAAAAAUAAAUUAUCUAUUUACUUAUUAUAGAUAUUUUUAUACAAAUAUUAUUUUAUAAAAAUAUAAUUCUAUUAGCCAAACACAAAACACUGUCAAAAUGUAUUCAAUAUACGGCUUUUAGUGUUAUUAUGUUUUAUUUGUAUUUUAUCACUAUAAUAUAUAUAUAUUUUUUUUUGUUAAUUUAUUCAUUAAAAAGAACGGAAGUAUUCACAAAUACAAUUCAAUUAUUUUUUUUGUUUAUCCCUAUUAUAAUUAUAUCUACAUGAUAUUAUUU